Messenger RNA from Amborella trichopoda, 2655 nucleotides. It is a transcript of the gene BIR1, whose product is annotated as BAK1-interacting receptor-like kinase 1. The record is from RefSeq and is a predicted model, not a curated record. NCBI's taxonomy places the organism in Eukaryota, Viridiplantae, Streptophyta, Magnoliopsida, Amborellales, Amborellaceae. Gene Ontology annotation, biological process: protein phosphorylation. Gene Ontology annotation, molecular function: protein binding; protein kinase activity; ATP binding.
UUGUGGGUGGGCCGGUUCGUUGGUACAGUAUGAUGUGCUACCUUUGUCUCUCUAGAGCCUCUUUCUCUCUCUAGGGUUCUUUGACGAGAGGGGAGGCCAUGGGGUACAGAAGACUCAUUUUCCAAUCAAUCUUCAAAACCCACAUUCUCACUCUCCUGUUCUUUUCCAUGAUGUCGGCUUGGAGGAGUAAAAAAGAAAAUGUAGAAAGGUGAAGACCUCAACUCUCUUUCUCUCUCUUUCCAAUGGGUUUCUGUUGAAAAUUGGGUUGGAAACUGGGGAAGACUUUGGUUGAUGACUUCGAUUGGGUCUUGAAAACUGGGUGGAGGCAUCAUUCAUUUCACACAGUUUCAGAAAUUGGGGUUUGUUUUCAGAAAUUGGGGUUUGUUGUAGAUUUAGUAACAGAGGGACUGAGAAAGACAGAGAGAAUUGUUGUUGGGGAUUCUUCUCCCUGAAUCCAUAUUUAGGUUUGUUAGAGAGAGAGAGAUGCUGAUCUCUGCGAGUCCUUCCAUGUUUCUCUUUCUAGGGAUUCUUCUGCAAACUUGGGUCUUUAGCCAUGGCGAGGAGACCGAUAUACAGUGCCUCAGAGACCUGAAAACUUCUCUUAAAGACCCAUUCCAGUACCUCUCUUCUUCCUGGAACUUCAACAACAACUCCAAAGGCUCCAUCUGCUCGUUCUUGGGCGUCGAGUGUUGGCACGCGGACGACAACAAGGUCCUCAACAUAAGGCUCUCAGGGCUUGGCCUUCAGGGCCAGUUCCCUCAAGGCUUACGGAAUUGCACAAGCAUGACUGGGCUUGAUCUAUCUAAUAAUGGUCUCUCUGGUACCUUGCCUACUGAUAUAUCACAGGAGAUUAAAAUGGUGACCACUAUUGAUCUCUCUUCUAAUGACUUUUCUGGUCAAAUACCAGUAAGCCUCGCGAAUUGUACUUACCUGAACAUCAUUAAGCUCUCUGAAAAUCAGUUCUCUGGUGAAAUUCCUGCUCAACUUGGUACCUUGUCUAGGCUAAAAACUUUUGAGGUCUCCUCGAAUAAGCUCACUGGUCCAAUUCCCUCUAUUUUUAGUAAUCAAAGAUCUGUUUCUUUUGCAAACAAUCCAGGGCUUUGUGGGCGUCCAUUAUCAGUGACUUGCCCGAGUACUCAGAAGAAGACCUCUAUUGGGCUCAUUGUUGGGCCAGCUAUUGGUGGUUGUGUUCUAAUUUUGUUUCUUGCUCUUGCUCUGUGGUUUGGAUAUCUUCGUAGAAUCCCGAAGAAGAAGGUGGUGGAUACUGAGAAUAACAGGUGGGCGAAGAGGAUCAAGGGAAAGAAAGCCAUUAAGGUUUCUAUGUUUGAGAAAACUGCUUCAAAAAUGAGGUUUGACAAUCUUAUGAAGGCCACCAACAAUUUCAGCAAAGAUAACAUCAUAGGCACUGGAAGGACAGGCACCAUGUACAAAGCAACGCUUCCAGAUGGUUCAUUCUUGGUGGUUAAAAGGUUGGAGGAAUCUCAGCACACUGAGAAGGAAUUUAAAUCCGAGAUGAAUACACUUGGGAGCUUAAGGCACGAUAAUUUGGUUCCUCUUCUUGGUUUUUGCAUUGCAAAAAGGGAGAGGCUUUUGGUAUACAAACACAUGCCAAAUGGCACUCUAUUUCAACGACUGCAUGAGUUUAAAAGUGAAUCUGAGAUUAUGGAUUGGCCUACACGGCUUAGAAUCUCAAUUGGGGCAGCAAAAGGAUUGGCUUGGCUUCACCAUACCUGUAACCCUCGUGUAAUUCAUCGCAAUAUAAGCUCCAAAUGUAUCCUACUUGAUGAAGAUUUUGAACCCAAAAUCUCAGAAUUUGGGCUUGCUCGUCUUAUGAAUCCUAUCGACACCCACCUCAGUACUUUCGUUAAUGGUGAAUUCGGUGACUUGGGUUAUGUGGCACCAGAGUAUGCACGCACUCUUGUCGCUACUCCAAAGGGAGAUGUCUACAGCUUUGGAACGGUUUUGCUUGAGUUAGUUUCUGGGGAAAAACCUACUCAUGUGGUAAAUGCCCUAGAAAGCUUUAAAGGGAGCUUGGUGGAGUAUGUUAUUCACCUUUCAGGCAACUCUUGUUUGGAGGAAUGUAUUGAUAAGUCCUUGAUUGGGAAGGGCAUUGAUGAUGAGCUCCUCCAGUUUCUACAAGUGGCCUGCUCAUGUGUGGGGCAAACUCCAAAGGAGAGGCCUUCAAUGUUUGAAGUGUAUCAUCUACUAAGGGCUAUUGGUGAGAAGUACCACUUCACGGUGGAUGACGAGAUACUAGUAGUAACAGAUGCUUCUGGUCCCGAUCAAGAGGAACUUAUUGUUGCAAGAUAAAGGAAAAGUUGGUGACCGGAGAGGUAAAAGUGAUGAAUAAUAUUUUGUAAUGAGAAGAAAAUCUGCUAUCACAGUCUCGUGCCAUCGAGAUCAUCUUUUAGUAUGCUAUGUAUAUUACCAAAAUGUUAAGUUAUUUGCGUAGUAGAUGUGAGUUUAUUCAAAAGAGAACUUUUUCAGAUCAUGGCUUUGUAUUGUCCUUAGUUCUGGAAGCUCACUGUGUUUGAUUCUAUGCUGUUUUUUGGUGCUACACCAUUUUGAUCUUUUAGGUAUAAGCAUUCUGUAAUUUAUCUCUUUAUUUGAUUAUGAAAAAUCUGUCUUCGGGAGACUGGAGUUAACAACUCUAAA